AUGCAUUGGAAUCAGCAAAAAGUACGUCAGUUCGAAGGAAUUUUGGGCCUCGGCCGCCCAGACUUCAAGGAGAAGCAGGACGGUUCGUCUCAAGAGGAAUCGAUGGUUCAUGUGCCAGGCUUUUUUGAUCGCGCUCAUGUGCAGCGCUUCUCCAUGUGCUUCAACCGAAACGCUGAUGGCGUCUUAGGGAUCAACACGCCGCCGCAUCCCAAUGCUCUCAGCUCGGUCGGCAAGCUCCACUGGGGCCUGGAUUUCCAGGGGAUCUCCAUUGGUGAUCAGAAGAUGCAGGUGAGCUUUUGCGAUCCCAAGAGCAAGGAAGCGGGCAUGGAGACGGCCUGCGGCAUCAUCCCUGACAGUGGCACCACACUGAUCGCCGGACCUGAGAUGCAGCUCGGGAUGCUCUUCGAGGCGGUCUGUAACGGUUGGCAGCGGUGCAAAGAUACGCAGGCGAAGCUGCAGGAGGAAUUGCAGGACUUGCGGAAGCGGGGCAUGGCUGUGGACCAAGGAGACGGUAUGGGCACUCUGGCUUUUAUCCAGCAGGAGCCCACGGAGUUCUUAGACCUGGUGGAGCGUGUCAUUCGCCCAGAGGGUCUCGGCGUCGGAAUCCAAGAAGAACGAGGCCCACCAGAAGCUGGCAUCAAGACCCUGGAGCAUCCGGGUCUCCCGAUGCGUCCACCGGGCUUCGUGCCCACAAGCGCAGGAGCGGUGGAGGAGGCCAAAUGCUCGGGGACCAGGCAAAGGUGGAAGCAGGAGCACUUCCAUUUCAGCAGAUCGUGGACGGCUCAGAUUUUGAGAUGCCUCCGUCCGUGA
This is a messenger RNA of Durusdinium trenchii, 810 nucleotides long. NCBI's taxonomy places the organism in Eukaryota, Dinophyceae, Suessiales, Symbiodiniaceae. The record is from the annotation of a GenBank genome assembly.